UCACCAUGGUUCACCACUCACGAGGCCGGAGUUUGGUGCUGGUUCACGCUGCCACAGACAGUAAACCCACCACCUGUUGGUUGUUCUUGUAGAAUAUAAUCUGAUGUUUGGUAGGCAUUCUUCAUGCAAAAAUAAGAGUAGCUCUGCGGCUGAGUAAGGUAUCGCAUCGUCCUUAUGUAGAGCGAGUUGCCCACUGAGCCACCGGCUCUUCACCCAGACUAGCCGGCAAGAGUACUCGAGUCCAAACUGUGCGCAGCACGCAGAAAAAUCCCCACCAAUGCGUUCCGGACGAUCGGGCCAGUUCUGCUCGUCUGAAUAGGAGGGGGAGCGCGGCGAGCUGUAGGCAUUUCUGCACCACAACAAUGAGUCGGGCGGUGGAAAAUUGGUCUCAUGCUGAGGUCUGCCUGUGGUUGCGCACCUCCGGAUUUGUCAAUCUGACGGACAAAUUUUCGCAGCUGAACAUCGUCGGCAGCGACCUGAAGAUGUUGGACGAUGGUUACCUUCACGCUAAGAUGGGAAUAGCAGAUCCUUUGGUUCGCUACAGCGUCCUCUCCGCUGUCGAUAGUCUACUGGCCAAGGCUGGGCUGAAGCGUGGCAUGUCGUACCACUCCGGAGGGUGCGCGCAGCCCGCCGCACCGGGACAACGACCGAAUCAGCCGAACCUACCGUCCAGACCUUCAGUGAUGCGUGGACAGACUGUGCCUGCAUCGUUGGGCUCAGCCAGCACGAUGGUGGCGAGCAACACGACCACAGCGAAUACACGUACCGCCGAUGACCAUCAGGGCCAGCAGCGCUCACUCAGCUACACCCAAUCGGCGAGCAGCAUCCAGCAUGCUCCGCACGCUUCGCACCACAACGCGCAGGGUAAGCGCCAGUCGCUGGGGUCCGUCAAGACGGGCACCAUGUCGGCGGGCGUCGAACCAUCGCUCGGUGUGAGUGCCCAGCAGCUAAUGGCUGAUGGUCAUAUGGACUGCUGUGGCUGGAUUCGAAAACAGGGAGGAAGCGUUCGCAGCUGGAAGCGACGUUACCUCAUAUUGAAGAGCGGCUGUAUGUACUACUAUAAAGAUGAGUCGUCAUCCAGUGCUCAGGGACAGUUCUCACUAGAGGGCUACCGUAUUGCUCAAGCAACAGACACCAAGUACCCAUGGUGUGUCAAGCUUGUGCACAUCAACCCGAAGAAACGCACCUACUUCAUCAGCUUGUCCUCGGAGCCAGAGAUGCGGCAAUGGAUGGAGAAGAUUGACCACGCGACACGGCAAUGGAUGGAGGUGACGUCAGGUGGCAGUCAACCGCCAGCAUCACCCAGUGCUGUUGAUGUAGCACCACCUCCGGUCCUGCCCAGACCGGCAUCCACUCUGCCUGGCCAUGCUAGAUCUGCAUCGGGGUCAUCGGCCUCGUCUGCAUCCAACGCCUUGCGGACGGCAAACUCCGAUUUCGUAGAGCACGACUUGGAUGAUGAGGAGGAUAGCGAAGAGGAUGAUACCAAUCACUCACCGUCAGGUUACAAAAGAGCAAAAUCAUCACCUUCGCCGGAAGUGGCACCGCGUCAGCUUGAGCCGAGUGUUGAGGAAGCUGAGCCGAAUGACUACUUGCAGUUGAACGAAGGCUCCAUCAUCCCACCGGAACAGCAGCCACCGCCGCCCAAGCCAGUGCAGAAUGGCGGAGGCAGACCCAUUCCAAGCCCAAGCCAUGCUGCACCCACUGCCAGCCGCAUUGCUCAGCGUUAUGAGAUUACUGAUCUGAAAAAGGUGCCAGCAAAGACUAAGCCACAGCCGGAGAUGUCGUCAGCGGAUGAAGAGUGUGAUUACAUCUUCCCAGAAGUUGAAAAUCGAGAUAUUCUACCAGCGUCUGUCUUCCAGGACGGCAUGGAUCGUGAUACCGCGGAAGGGAUCCUGAAAAGACUAAACCACACUGGGAGCUAUUUGAUUCGCAGUGGUAGUGCGCAGCCUAACCAGAAAGUCCUGUCGGUGUGGACAGAGGAUCGCUGCCGGCAUUACAAAGUGUUCUUCGAUGAAAAGCUGAAGUUUUCGCUGCAGCGAGGUACUCAUUUUGCUACGCUGCCAACACUAGUCCAGCACUACCACGCAAACUCCCUUCCAAAGUGCGAGUACAAGCUUUCUGAACCAUAUCAUGGCUGAGUCCAGUACACGCGCGCUGGCGUCUGUUAAUGGAUACUCGGCAUGUUUGGUCACUCCCCGUGGUUUUAAAGGCGACAACCAGGCUUUUGAAACGGGAUGGGUGUAGCAUAGCAUGCGGCUAGGUGACGAUCACAUUCAAAUCCAUUCGAUCUGUUCUCUAGCUAUUUGAAAUUUAGUUCAUCUUCUAUGGAGUAUUUGUUCCAUAACCAUAGUCUGUAUUUUCGAUGAUUGUAUGUAUUUUUGCUGAAAAGCGCUAUUGUUGCCAGAUAUCCAUAUCUAACUAGAGCACCUAUGGAUGAUUCCAAUGUAAAGUAUCAUUAUUCAUUUAUUGUGGCUCAGUUUCCAUUGCCCAGUCACUGCCCGUGCUUUGAAAGACAUGCUACCACUAUGAUGAUUCAGUGUACGUGCAGAUCAAAGGGCGUGUGAUUUGUUUUUGCUCCAAACAUACCAGUGCCCUGUAUGGCCGAAUAGCUUUCCUAUCGUGACCUAACCCCGUCUAACUGAGUGGCUACUUCUUUUAACAGCCACGCACUCUCCAAGUCAUGCAGCAAUUGAGGAAUAACAAAUAUUAUACAUUUUUAUACAGGGUAAGCUCGGAAUGAUUUCAAUUUUUGCUGGCUCUGUUCUGCCAUGCUGACAGCGACAGUUGGCUAACUGAAGGUCUCAUUGAACAGUCUCCUUGUUUUGUUUUCACCGGUGUGCGCUGGCAGCAUUAUCCAUAACCUUUGGCCUUCAAACCAUCUUUGUCAAACUUGUCACACGGUAUUUCUUUUCUUUUCCGGAAUGCUAGCCGCUGAAGCUCUGAUCUGGUGAUGUCUUAUUAAUUGUUGCAUUGUGGCAGUAUUUUAA
This is a messenger RNA of Sycon ciliatum, 2987 nucleotides long. RefSeq names its product pleckstrin homology domain-containing family A member 4-like. NCBI's taxonomy places the organism in Eukaryota, Metazoa, Porifera, Calcarea, Leucosolenida, Sycettidae. The transcript has 11 exons. Gene Ontology annotation, biological process: signal transduction. Bases 363 to 2138 code for a protein of 591 amino acids. The record is from RefSeq and is a predicted model, not a curated record. Gene Ontology annotation, molecular function: SH3 domain binding.